Messenger RNA from Spirometra erinaceieuropaei, 3214 nucleotides. The record is from the annotation of a GenBank genome assembly. NCBI's taxonomy places the organism in Eukaryota, Metazoa, Platyhelminthes, Cestoda, Diphyllobothriidea, Diphyllobothriidae.
AUGAGCGCCGAACAAGUGUGGGCUGGAGUGCAAAGAGGUAAGGCACGCCAACUAUCCCAUUCUCCGUGCCAUUGAUGUAGCGGAGGUCGGUAGCGAGUUGUCAGAUGUAUUCCUGGUGUGUUGAUUUUCUCGUGUUAGGCCUACGAGAGUGGGGUCGAAGAGCCAUUAUCACCGGCUUGUGGUUCGUGAAAAUAACCCAAUUACGAACUUAUAGAAGUGACAAAAUGUUCCACCGUCAAGUAGAUGACAAGCAGUUAAAGACCGAAGGUACUGCGGUGUGACUUAGCUGGCGAGAGUUUCUUGGAGAAGAAGGUCAAUGGCAGGGUUGUACCAGCAUAUUGUUAUUGGAAAACUGAGCCAAAACAUAUUACCAAAGCGCCUGCAAUCAGCUAGAAAGGCGCUUUCGUAGCAUGAUCCGUCAACAAGGUUGCAUCAUCAAGGAAAAUCUCUAUUCUUUAAAAAAUUGUAAAUUUAUCGAACUCGAUGGGACCCUUCGGAUCGGAAAGCAUGCUAGUGAACGGUAGCGAGAUAUCGGCACAUUUCCGCAGGAACCGAUGGUAAAAGUUGGUGAUGCCAAGCGACCGUGACAAUUGACCUACAUAAACCGUCGAACCGACUCAAACAAAGUGACUGGCGCAGCAUCGACUGCGAGAGAUAAAAAAAUACGUGUGUGGAUCACAAGGCGGGGUAAAUCCAAGAGUGUGCGGGCCGCAACCAUAUAAAGAAUUUCUUCGCCUCCAUCUGGGCAGCCCACGGCCUCCCCACCAAAUAGGCCGCACAACUGCUCAGCUCUGGUGGAGAAAUAGCCGAUUCUGAGCACUUUUCAGUCUUACUCAACCACGCAGUCAUUGACAGGCUUCUACAAGUAGAAAACAAAACGACGUGAGCGGUUCGCCUUUGUCUGCAGAAUAAGUUGAAGCCGUAUAACAACCCUCCAGCGGGAACUCCCCUGGGUCCGAUGCGAUUACAACAGGACAACGCAACCACGGUGACCCCCGGUUGAUGGACAAACUGACAUUGCUCUUCCGGGAUGUGCGGCACCAAGAACUAUUCCCUCACGAUUUAAAGUAUGCGAUCAUUGUCCAUCGCUACGAAGGCGAGGGGGACUGGCAACUCUGUGAUAAACACAGAGGAAUCCUGCUGCUCCAGGAAGAUCUUCACUCGUAUCUCCCCCAACUGCCUAAACGACCAUCUAGAACGAAGGCUUCUACUGGAGAGUCACUGUGGCCUCCGACGACACUACGAAACCCUCCACAUGAUUUUUGCUGUUCGCCAGCUGCACAGGAAGCGCCAGAAAAUGAGGGCCUAUCUCUACUUUACGUUUAUGGACUUGACGAAAGUCUUCGAAAGAGUGAAUCGCGAAGGACUGCGAAAAAUCAUGCAGAAAUUUAGCUGCCCUGAAUGAUUCACGCACAUGGCGCAUCAGCUCCACGACGGGAUGAUGGUGCGCGUCACGGACAGUAGGACUCUCCCUGAGGCGUUUGCAGCAACCAAGGGAGUGAAGCAGGACUGUGUAGUCGCCUCGUCCUCUUCGGUCUCAUGUACUCUGUCAUGCUGCUGACGCCUACCAUGAUGAACGCUCUGGGGUCGUCAUCGUCUACAGGACCGACGACCAGCUUUUCGAUAACCGACUCACGCAGAUUCCAUGGUUACUUUCCAUGACCUGCUCUCCGCGGACGACUGCGCACUCAACCGGAAUAUGCAAUGGGACAUGAAUCUUUUCGUCGUGCGUUCUGCAUUCUUCUGGCUGGCCAUCAACACGAAUGAAAUAGUGGUCAUGCGUCAGCCGUCAUCCAACAUUGAGUACAACGAUCCUUGCAUCACUGUUCACAGCAUCCAACCAAAAACAAUAGAAGACUUCACCUAUUUAGGAAGAACACUUUCACGGAGCACCAAAAUCGAAGACAAAUUGACCCACCAAAUCUCCAAAUCCAGCCAGGUCUCCCACUGGCCGUAGACUUCCAUCUAGAACUGUCGAGGUCGCCGUCUCAACACCAAACUUCAAUCUUAACGACACUGCUGUAUAGAGCGGGGAUCUGGAUGGUCUACGAGAAGCAAGCUUUGAAACUCAAUAACUAACAUACCUAUCAGUUGCCCUCGGUGAAUACUAAACUUGAUGCACCAGAACCGAAUUCCGGACACGGAAGUCUUAGGACAAACUGGAAUCAUCGACAUCCACUCCGUGCUGAGGUAAAUACAACCGCAAUUAAGCGACCAUCUCGUGUGAAUGUACCACGAGAGUCUACCCAAACGAUUAUUCUAGGGUGAUGUCGUUACGAGUGCUUGUUGCUAGGGUGGACAAAAACGACUCUACAAGGAUAUCCUGAUAACCCCUCUUAAGCGGCCGCAUAUCAACCCCGAAACCUGGAUGGAUCUCGCCCAAAUCUUACUGGCCUGGAGAAGACCAGUGAAUAUUAAUGAGUAAUGCAGGAAGCCAAUCGUAUCGCUGUUAGCAAAGCGAAAGGAGCGGCUCGCAAGUCUCAAGUAUCGCCGAUCCACAACUCCAACACCCAACCACGUUCAACCCGCCCACGCUGUCAGCAAAAGUUCCGCCCCCUAAUCGGCCUCAUCAUACAUCUCAGGACUCAACACAACAACCCGACAACUCCACCUGCUGCCUCCGAAAGGCCUUCAUCAUCAUCCUCACACCAACUCCACGACGUCCGCGACAGCAACUAUCACCACCGGUGAUAACACUCCUGGUGCCCCAUCAUCGUUGACCAUCGCCGACCCCAUCAGCGUGUCACAAUCCCGCGACGAAGACAGCGACUACUACCACCACUCCCACGUUCACCACUGGUGUGAAUAUUCUGACGUCCCGUCGGCCAUCAUCUUCCCUUCCACCGCUACUUAUGUGGACCCCAUUCCAACCUCUCCCCAUUGUGAUCGCACCUGCACAUCACACAUUGGCCUGGCCAGUCACCCGCUAAUUCAUCUCACCUGGACUGGCGAACCAGUGACAGUAGCCCCAAAAUACACCCGCCUCCACAAUUCGUAUUGUCAACACACAUUCGAUCACCGCAUGGGCCUAUUUGGCCAUAAGCGUAGCCAUGAGAGUGGAACUCGCCGAUAUAGCAGCACCUCAAGCACACUUUACACACCCAGCAACCCUCCCAUCUAUAGAACUGCCAGCUCCUCAUCCACCAGCGCAACAACCACUAGCAUCACAACCAUAGCAACCAAAUCAGCAGCUCUGAACCUAUCCUACGCAUAA